This is a messenger RNA of Triticum aestivum (bread wheat), 5513 nucleotides long. RefSeq lists its product as uncharacterized. The transcript has 4 exons. The record is from RefSeq and is a predicted model, not a curated record. Bases 1917 to 5273 code for a protein of 1118 amino acids. NCBI's taxonomy places the organism in Eukaryota, Viridiplantae, Streptophyta, Magnoliopsida, Poales, Poaceae.
UGCCAGUGCAGUAGAGCAGAAGGCGGCUCUGCCUUCUUGCUUUGUUCGCAGGAAAAGCUACAAGAUGGCCCAAAGCCAAAGGAAGGAGCUGGACCUGCUCUUCUAUCAGCUGCACAAAUCAAGAUACGAAAUUCCUUUGCCUUUUCAGUCUUGAAAGAGUGCUUGAAACCUAUGUUUUCCUCCAAAAAGAAUUGUGAAUAUAAAUUGCAGUAGAUGGGGUUGUUAUACCUCACAUGAAUAAGGGCAUAAAGGACAUAUGCUAAGAAAGAUAAGAAAAAUAAAACAAAUUCACUAUGUCUCCUCAUAUGAACCCCCUUUUUAUACUUCUUUAUCCAGCAAAAAAAAAUGAGUGGAAUGUUGAUUGACUGUUCUUGAGUUGGGAAUGAAUCUUAGUACUCCCUCCAAUCCAUAUUAAUUGUUGUACAAAAUCAGCAAAAAUUAAUACGGGUCGGAGGGAGUAGUUGUUCUUGUGUGUUAAUCUACUUAUUUUUGUCAAGAAUACAAUAUAACCAAAAGCUUAAAUAAGUAAUUUAGCAGUUGUGAAAUGGAUGAUUUUGCUAGCUUCUGUCAUAAUGCAAAAAGAACCGUGGAGUGUAAUGUACUCCCUCCGUCCCAUAAUAUAAGAACGUUUUUGACACUUAUGGGACGGAGGGAGUACCUUAGAAGUCUGAUCCUUGUUUCAAUUGUUUAGGCACUGGUCCAUAUGAGUUCCAAUAUGCAAUUGACAUAGUAAGGCGCCUUGAUCAUUUUUGACAGCUAGUAUCUGAUCAAUUUUGGCAUGUUAAGGCUCGCCACGCCAUUUAAAUGUAGUACUUCCUACUCAUCAAUACAUCUUGAACAAUGCUAAAAAGUAUGGCCGCAGUUGCAUCUUUGUAACUGCUUCUCUGGCUUUCACAUCUUCCACACUGUCGUGAGCUUAUUUUCUUGGCAUUUUCCUGCAUGAAUACUUGGCUUCAGAGGUCCUUGUAUUGUAACACAAUUCUUCCUUCAGUUCUGCUUCUCUUACAUAAUCUUCAAUAUGCGUGGAAUCUUAUUUACGUGGAAUGCUCAGUUGUAAAAAACGAGCCAUGUUUGUGGUUCUUUUUAUGAGUAUGAUGGUACCUUGAGUCUUACCACCAUAAUUAAGAACUCUGCACUGAUCUUGUCUUGUGGAUACAACUUGCAGACAUACGCUGGAGUUGAAAUGUCAUUACUCUGCACUUAGUGAUUCAUUUGCUGAGGUUGAUGCUGCUGAAUAUAACUCUGCACUUAGUGAUUCAUGUGCUGAGGUUGAUGCUGCUGAAUAUGAUGGAUUGGUAAUUCCUGGGGGCCGUUCACCCGAAUACGUCGCAAUGGAUGAAAAGUGCUUGACUUAGUUACCAAGUCCUCUGAUGCUAAGAAGCCUAUUGCAUCAUUUUGUGUUGGACAGUUCAUUCUGGCGGCUGCAAGAGUAGUCUGCAGCCGUGCAUGCGCAGCAUAUCCUGCCAUUGAUCUUGUCACGGGAGCAGCUUAUGAUGAUCAUCCUGAAUUCAUCACCCUAUCCAUGAAAGCACUUGGGAGGCUCUGUACAUAGCAGGACCCAACGAAAUAAUGUUGUCCCUUUGCCGGGAUUAAAUGGAGGAUUACGAGGUUAUAUGGAGUGCCAUUCAUUAUUUUUAAGGUGCCAAGCUUACAGAGAGGAACCUCGUUGAACACGUCAUUUGACAGUGUGAAUGCUCAAAGCUGUGAUGCACCUGUAAUCCCUGUUGGAUGGCCCUCCGAGUACCUUGCCCUGAAUGAUAAAGUAGCUUGCUUGGAGAAGGGGUUCAUGGAUGAAGGAAAGGCAGCUCCAUCUGAUUCGCAAUUGGGCAUCUAUUAUCUGCUGCGGGUUCUUUAGGACUCCUGCUGCUGUUUUGCAAUAAAUCUCCCUCGUGUCUUCUGCCAUUGAGUGGUCACUGAUGGCUGGAGUGGUGCGCCUAUGGAACGAUUGGGAGGUCCAAAUCCUAGUGCUUGUUAGCUUCAUGCUGCAAGUGUUCCUGCUCAUGUUUGCCAGGAUGCGACGGCGGAACAUCUCCAUCGUCCCAAGGACUCUCCUCUGGCUGGCAUACCUGCUGGCAGACUCCAUAGCGAUAUACAUCCUUGGCCACAUGUCCUUCUAUGGCAAGUCCCACGGGCACCAACAGCUCAUGGCAUUCUGGGCACCCUUCUUGCUGGUGCAUCUCGGUGGCCAGGACAACAUCACCGCCUACUCCAUAGAAGACAGCCAACUCUGGCCACGCCACCUGCUCUCUUUUAUCGUGCAGACGGUGGGGGUGGCUUAUGUCCUCUACAAGUAUGUUGCUGGCAGCUGGACCUUGGUCACAGGCGCAGCGCUGAUAUUUGUCAGCGGUGUUCUCAAGUAUGGGGAGAGAGUAUGGGCACUUAAGUCUUCCAGCCUGGAUAACAUGAGGAAGUUCCUUGACAGCAGGAAGUUGAGUGAGGCUAAACAAGGACAGAGACCACGGUGGGGCCAUGGGGAUAAUUUUGAUAUUGAAAGGGUUCUGCAGGGGGCUCAUGACCUUCUACCCAUUUGCAUGGCUCAGUUUGUGGACUAUAAGUUCUGGCCAUCUGCGUUCGAGAGUGAAGCCAUAGAGGUAUUCUAUAAGAAGGGUGAAAUGUUUGAGUUGGUUGAGAUGCAACUCUCCUUGAUGUAUGAUUUCCUAUAUACCAAGGCAGUGGUGGUCUUCACAUGGUAUGGAUGCUUCAUCCGUGCCGUUUCAUCAGUUGCCAGCAUCACCACUUUCUUCUUAUUUCAAUCAAGCAUUGGAAAAAAUGACUUCAACAGAGUUGAUGCCAUUGUCACAUACAUCUUAAUAGCUGGGGCUAUCCUCCUAGAGAUGACAGCUGUGUGGAAGGCAAUGGGAUCAACAUGGGCAUGUGCAUUGUUGCAUGCUAGAAGAUGGCAUCGGCUUCACAGGAUAGUCGUAUCUGUUCGGCGGCGUUUCAAGACUGCAGAAAGAAAUAGAAGAUGGUCAGGUUCCAUUGGACACCUGGAGUUACAUUACUCAUCUCUCGGGGGUGGAGGCUGCGUGAAGAGCUUGAGACGCAAAGAUUUAUGGAAGGUGUACCACUCCCUACCUAUCAUUUCAAAUGGCACUAAGAAGUUGGUGUUGGAAGUGGUAGAAAGAAUGGUGGAGAAAUGUGAAGGAAAAGAGGAUAUCAUGAGGAGUUACAAUGGUCAGUGUACCCUGAAUGCAUGGAGCGGAUUCUUCAAGGAUCCCACCUCACACGCGGGCAUUGAUUUUGAUGAAAAAAUCAUUUCCUGGUACUUUGCCACUGAAAUAUUCUUCUCAUGGUCAUCUCGUGAGGAAGAGCAUGGUUAUGUUGUGGAGGCAAUCAAGGAAUUGUCUAACUACAUGACAUUUCUCCUUGUUGAACGUCCCUACAUGCUGCCUAGCCCCGUUCGCCACGGAUUGUAUGCCAAUACUGAAGCAGCAUAUGUGGGGCUUGAUUUUUCUGAUAGGGAACGGAUUAGCAGAAAGUGGGGGCUGGACAGAACAAAAAAAAUGAUGGAUCUGGACAAAAGAACGGACAUGGGCGAGCUACUCAAAGCAAAGUGGAAGUUGGUCAUAAUAAGUGAGGAUCUGGACAUAACAAGGGAGGAUCUAGACGGAAGAAGGAAGGAACUAGACAGAACAAGGCCGGCUUUGCAACGUGAAGCGGAACUGAACGGUACAAGGGAGGAGUUGGACAGAAGUUGGGAGGAGCUGGAUAGAAGGAGGGAGGAGCUGGACAAUAUAAGGUUUGAGGUGGGCAUUUUAGAGGUGGGCACUACAAGGGAGAAGCUGGAGGUGCUAGACAGGAGAAGGGAAGAGCUAGACAGAAGAAGGGAGGGGCUAGACAGAACUAUGGUGGGGCUGUACAGAAUGGUUAAGGCGUACGGUAGAGAGAGGGAGCUGGAGAAGCCGAACAUAACAAUGGAAAAGCUAGAGGAGCUGGACAAAAAAAGUGAGGAUCUGGAGAGAAUAGGGCUGGAUUUGCUAUAUGAAGCGGAGCUGCACGGUACAAAGGAGAGGUUGGAGAGAAGUUGGGAGGAGCUGAAUAUAAGGAGGGGGGAGCUGGAUAUAAGGAGGGAGGAGCUUAAUAGAAGGAGGGAGGAGCUGUUCAAUUCAAGGUUUGAGGUGGCCAGGACAAGAGAAAAGAUGGAGGUGUUGAACAGAAGAAGGGAGGAGCUAGAUAGAACAAGGAAGGGGCUGGAGAGAAUGGUUUGGGAUUACCGUGGAGGGAGGGAGCGAGGGGAGCUGAACAGAACAAUGGAAAAGCUAGAGGAGCUGGACAGGAGAAUGGAGGAGCUGGACAGAAGAAGGCCGACUUUGCAACGUGAAGCAGAACUGAAAGGUAUAAAGCAGCUGGACAUAAGUUGGGAGGAGCUAGACAUAGAUUGGGAGGAGCUGAACAGAAGUGAGGAGCUGGACGAUUUAAGGUUUGAGGUGGGCACGACAAGGGAGAAGCUGGAGGUGCUGGAUAGAAGAAGGGAGGAGCUGGACAACAGAAGGGAGGUGCUGGACAGAAGAAGGGAGGGGCUGGACAGAAUAGUUAGGGCUUACAGAGGAGGGUGGGACCUGGACAUGACAAUGAAAAAUCUAGAGGAGCUAGACAAAAGAAGGGAGGAGCUGGAUAGAAGAAUAGAGGAUUUGGACAUAAGAAGGGAGGGGCUGAGCAGAAUAGAUAGGGCUUACGAUGAAGGGAGGGUGCUGGAGGAGCUGAAAAAAAUGAUGAAAAAGCUAGAGGAGCUUGAUAGAAGAAGGGAGGAGCUGGAUAGAAGAAGGGAUGAGCUGGACAAAAGAAGGUUUCGGAUUGACAAUAAAGGGGAGGAGAACCUAGACCUGGCCAGAAUAAUUAAAAAGUUAGACAGAAGAAUCGAGGAGCUGCGUUUCGGACCUCCACCCUCCUUAGUCCGUGGAGCGGGGCUUGUUGUUCGGCUAUUAGAGGCGGAGGCGCAGUGCGAGGUGGAGGCUGAGGCACGGAACGAGGCGGGGGUGGAGGCGUGGGGUAAGGCGGAGGUGCGGCGGGUGCUACUUGGGGUGUGGGUGGAGAUGCUAUGCUAUGCGGCCCACCACUGCAGUAGGGAUUCCCACGCUAGGCAGCUCAACAGUGGUGGUGAAUUCAUUACCAUUGUUUGGCUUCUGUCCACUGCCAUGUUCAAUCGUCGGUACAGUGAAGAGCAUUGGUUUAAGAAGGGCGUGCGGAAGUUCUUCAGGCCACCAUUCCGUCUUGAGCAGUAUGAGGACGAGGGUUGUAUGCUACCUCUUUGCUGCGGUAUUUAUAUUGUGUAGUAAUUUAAUAUGCAAAAGAGGAGCAAAAUUAUGACUUGAUGAGUCGUUGAUGACUGAAAUAUGUGGUUGAUCUGUAGCAAUUUGUGAUAUUUUUCAUUCUCGGAGACAAUUCACUUAGCUAUACUCGGCUCGUAUGACGACCCACAUGUUUGUUAUACUUUUGUCUAAUCUGGCCGGCGAUGGUGAGUGUAUUUAGGUACAAUUUUUCAUAUACAAGCAUAUAUAUAAGGGACUUUUACA